This is a messenger RNA of Triticum aestivum (bread wheat), 619 nucleotides long. RefSeq lists its product as uncharacterized. The transcript is spliced from 3 exons. The record is from RefSeq and is a predicted model, not a curated record. Bases 94 to 501 code for a protein of 135 amino acids. NCBI's taxonomy places the organism in Eukaryota, Viridiplantae, Streptophyta, Magnoliopsida, Poales, Poaceae.
GUUCAUCAUAUUCUAGAGAAAGAGAGAGCGAGAGAGAGAGAAAGACAGAGAGUGAGAGUGAGAGAGAGAGAUAGUGAAACAUUCAGAGUAUCCAUGGCCAUGGCGAUUGAAUCAAAGAAGUGUCCCAGGAACUUUUCGACAUAUGCAAGUGUGGAAGGAGGGGCAGCUUGUGCUAUGAUUGAGACAGGAGAUACCUACUCUGGUUCAGAAGUAGAGCAGGUUAGGCCAGUGCUGGGGCUCUGUACUAAGGAAGAAGAUGGAGAAAAGAAAAUGAAGGGGGAUUUACUGGUGAGUCUGAGUGCGUCUAGUAUGCGUUUUCUGAAGGUUGGUUGUAACGAAGGAUGGGGUGAGGUCGAUACUGAUGGCAAGGUUGUCAUUAAGAAACCUGAUUGCGAGCCAUGUAGUACUGAAGAUGAUGCAGUGUCUGGAAGUCCAAAAGGAGCCUGGUAUGCAAGUGAAGAUGAGGUUGACAGCAUCUGGAGCAAGAAGAUUAAGACCUAGCCACUUGUUUAACUUGCAUGCAAUGUAUUAGUAGGAUGUGUUAAGUGGCUGUCGUUUCACCUUAGGUAUGAGUUUGAAUUAAUGAAAAAAUGUACCUGCAGUGUAUUUUAAUAAUUUG